AUGAUUUACUUUGUUUAUUUUAUUUUCUUAAUUCAAUUUGUUUACGCCAAUUACGCUCCAUUUGAAGUUUCAUGUCCAUCAGGCAAUUUAACUAGACCAGCAGAUUUAGGUUUAAAUCUUCAAGAAAUAGAAUAUAUUCAAUCAAGACGUCCAAUUGUUAAUGAAUCUUUAUCAAAUUAUUUGAAAUCUGCAAACAUGUCUGAUUUUGACGUCGAUUGGUUUUUAUCAAAUACUAAUCCAACAAUUGGUCUAGCUUAUUCAGGUGGUGGAUUUAGAUCAAUGUUAGUAUCUUCAGGUCAAUUUGCUGCAUUGGAUAUUAGAACUGAAACUGAGAAUCCAGUUUUAUCAGGAAUUUUACAAUCAAGUGAUUAUAUCGCUGGAUUAUCUGGGGGACUGUGGAUGGUAGGUUCAAUUAGUUCAAAUGAUUUUAUUUCAGUUGAUGAAAUCAUAGCUCAAAAUACCUUAUGGGUUAUUAAUUCAAUUUUAGAUUAUUAUGACAAUAUUAUUAAAACUAUUGAAAUGUGGUUUGAUAUAGGAGAACAAGUUGAAAGUAAACAAAAUGCAGGUUUUGAGAUUAGUAUCACUGAUAUUUGGGGUAGAGCAUUAAGUUAUACAUUAUUAGCUGAUUUUUAUCAAAUGGGAGUCAAUUAUACAUUUUCAGAUAUUAGAAAUAAUUCAAAUUUUCAAAACUAUUCAAUGCCAUUUCCAAUUUUGGUUGCAAAUGGUCAAAAACCAAAUACUACAAUUGUUAAUGUAAAUUCAACAGUAUUUGAAAUUACCCCAUUUGAAAUUGGUUCAUUUGAUCCAACAUUAGAAAAUUUUGUUGAUACUAAAUUUGUUGGUACUGAGUUAGAUAAUGGAUUACCUACAAAUGAUUAUUGUAUUAAUGGUUUUGAUAAUGCUGGAUUUUUUAUGGGUACUUCAUCUUCAUUAUUUAAUGGAGUUAUUUUAGAAGUUGAAGAUUCAAAAUUACCAACUUUUCUAAAAAAUUUUAUCAAUGAUACAUUUAAUAAACCUGGUUCUUUAACAGCAAAAUAUAAUCCAAAUCCAUUCUAUAAAUCAAUUGAUCCACAAAAUGAAAUUGAAGAAUCUGAAACUUUAUAUUUAGUAGACGGUGGUGAAGAUGGUCAAAAUGUACCUUUAAUUCCAUUAUUACAUCGAAAUUUAAGUGUUAUAUUUGCAUUUGAUAAUUCUGCUGAUACUCAAUUAAACUGGCCAAAUGGAACAUCAUUAAUUGAAACUUAUGAAAGACAAUUUUCAUCUCAAGGUGUACCAUUUCCUUAUGUUCCUGAUUCUUAUACUUUCAUUAAUUUAAAUUUAACUUCAAAACCAACAUUUUUUGGAUGUGAUGCUAAUAAUUUGUCAUCAUUAACUAAUGAUAUUUAUGAUGUUCCAUUAGUUGUUUAUAUUGCCAAUCGUCCUUUUACAUAUUGGUCAAAUACAUCAACAUUUAAAUUAGAAUAUUCAAAUGAAGAGAGAAAUAGUAUGAUUCAAAACGGUUAUAAUGUAGCAACAAGACUUAAUGGUACUUUAGAUGAUGAAUUUCAAGCAUGUAUUGGUUGUGCAAUCAUUAGAAGAGAACAAGAAAAAAUGGGAUUACCACAAAGUAAACAAUGUAGGGAAUGUUUUGAAACUUAUUGCUGGAAUGGAGAGAUUUAUAUAGGAGAGUCAUUAGGAGGAAAUUUUAGUGAUGAUGGAAUAACUGAAGAUGCUAGUGAUUACAAUUCAGAAAAUGUAAAAGGUAUUAAUGAUGGAGAAAGUGAAAUUUUUAAAAAAACCAAAUAA
Insectozyma verbasci is the source of this 1785-nucleotide messenger RNA. NCBI's taxonomy places the organism in Eukaryota, Fungi, Ascomycota, Pichiomycetes, Serinales, Debaryomycetaceae. The record is from the annotation of a GenBank genome assembly.